AUGGGAAAAGAACAGCUUGACCUUCAGUUUCUGGGUUUCUUUGGCAUCUUCAAAGAAUCCAUUAAACUCAUACUUUUAGGGAGAAAGAUAUAUAACAAAAUUGCUGUAACGAGCAUCAUCUUAUUUUCUUUUACCAUCCUUGCUUACAUUCAAUUCUUCGAUCGCCAAAUUUUCGGUGUUCUAAACGAGGAAGCCCGCUUGUCUCAGACCUCAAAGAAUGAUUCCAAGCAUCGAGAGGUUUUUAGUGUCGCCUCCCUUGCAUGGACUGCUAUUUUGCUCCUCAAAGUAACCUACUUCAGUUUUGCCUUUUCGCCCUACUCCCUUUCAAUACAUGAAAUUGCCUAUACCAUAGCAUGCAUAUACACAGCCAAAGAAAGCACCAUUACGAAGGUUACGAUCGUUGUCCCAAAGAUUGGGAGAAGACUUGCCACUUUUUUCUCUGGCUAUGCCAUUAUGUUGCUUUACUGCAUUGUUGCAGCAGUACUCUUCCUGUGCGUAUAUAUUUUUGUAGAUAAUACCAUUGGAUAUGCGAUCGAAGUUGUUCUUAUGGUCUUAUACGUGAUUGGGUUCAUGUAUAUAAGGAUCAUUUGGGUUUUGGCGAACGUGCUAACAGUGUUGGAGGAUGUAUAUGGAUUUCAAGCCAUGAUUAAGAGCAAGGCCUUGAUAAGGGGAAAGAUGGCUGUUGCUAUUGCUUUGUUCAUCUUUCUUUCCAUUUGCCUCGCAACAAUUGUAGUGGUUUUUGAGGAUUUUGUCGUGCUGAAGAUGGCACCCUGUAUGGCAAUUAGACUUGGGGUUGCAAGUCUUUGCUUUUUGUUUCUGCUCAUGGUGAUUCUGUUUGGUCUUGUUGUCCAAACUGUGAUCUAUUUCGUUUGCAAAUCAUUUCACCAGGAAGACAUUGAUAUGUCCUAUUUAGCAGGUCAUAUUGUGGUUGAUCUUGAAAUGCAUGUUCCUCUGAAGGCCAAGGAUAUCCAAGUAGGGGAGCUUCAUGUGUAG
Molecule: messenger RNA, 993 nt
Organism: Juglans microcarpa x Juglans regia
Lineage: Eukaryota; Viridiplantae; Streptophyta; Magnoliopsida; Fagales; Juglandaceae
Exons: 1
Coding region: 1-993 (330 amino acids)
Source: RefSeq, a predicted model, not a curated record